CAGAGUCCCGCGGAGCUUUCUGCACAUCAAACUCGACUUGUCCUCCCACAGGCGCAUCUCGGCCAACAUCAGUUGCGCACAUCUUUGUCCUCGCUCUGUCGAACAAGAGACCGGCCAUUGCCUCUAUUGUCUCUCAUCUUCCACUGACCGUCCUCGCCAUCUUGCCUCCUCCCCCGCAACAUGGCCGCGUUUCCCGACAUGGGGCCUCCAUACGCCCCAUCACGACCAGUGGCCCGAACAAGCAGCUCGCCUGACCCUGGUAUUGUCGAGGACCAGUUAGUCGCCGGCAUGACCGCGUUGCAGAGCCACGACGGUGACUGCAAACGAGCUUACCUCCCUAGCCACUGGAGCGGCUGCCUCGGGGCCCCGCCAGGCACUGACGAGUUUGAGCACUACGCGCUGCACAGCUCUCCGGCCUUGAGCAGCCUGAGUUGUCCAGAGAGCUCGGCUAAGUCCUCGCCGCGCAGCUGGGACUCGCCAGAGCAACUCGGGCCGACGCCCUGGGAGGCGGCCACAGAACAGCUCCAAAACCGCUACCACGGACUGGACCCGCAACUCUCGGGCGUUUCCUACGUCGCCACCAGUCACAGCACCGAAGUGCCAACAUCAUACCCUACCGAUGCGGCGCCCUUCGUCCCAACACAGGAUUUCCACCAUCCGGAAACCGGCUCGCAGCAUGUCCGCAGCCAGACUGAGCCGUACCCGGCAGGCUAUCGUGCCCCUCCCCGAGACGGGUACCCCACGCCGCCUGAAAGCGGCCCGCCAUUAUCGACCUGCACCGCGGCGGGAGACUCGCCGAGUCCUACAGACGAGCAGCGGAGCAGCCAGGGUUCCAAGCAGCAACCAGAUCCGAACGCCGGGCGGACCAGCGUUCCCAGCGGCGGCGCUGACGACUCUGACAAGGACGAGUCGUACGCCCAGCUGAUCUACCGCGCGUUCAUGAGCCACCCCCGGCGGGCCAUGACCCUGCAGGAGAUCUACCAGUGGUUCCGCGAGAACACCGACAAAGGCAAGGACGACAGUAAGGGCUGGCAGAACAGCGUCCGCCACAACCUGAGCAUGAAUGGGGUACGUCCUGCUCUGCGGUUUACCGGCCGCCAGUUAAGCGCUAACAGAGGCUCGUCCAGGCCUUUACCAGACGCGACCGCAGACCCAGCAACGCCAAGGACGGCGACGCUGAGGGCGGCAACGGCAACGGUAGUGGCCAAGACGGCAAGAAGUCCUCCGAGUGGUACCUUGAGCCAUGGGCCUGCGCCUCGGGCGUGCAGAGCACGACCCGGUAUCGCGGCAAGUCCAACCAGCGCCGCUGCGCAACCAGCCACGGCAUCUCCGCCCGCGUCUACCGGGGCUACUCGGCGCAUCGCCACAGCUACUCAUCCUCGGGCCGCAAGGGCGCCGCCAACAACAACAACAGCAGCAGCAUGUUCACCGCUGGCCGCGUCCUGCGCACCAGCACGCGCCAGGGCGUGGCCACGGCACUGCGCAGCAACGCGAACGCCAUCAACCUCGCCGCGGCCGCCGCCAACCACGCCCUCCCGGCCUACCCCUUCCCCGCCGCCGCGCGCGCAGCAUUCAUCUACCCAAACACCUCCACCCCGUUCUACCACUCGCCCUCCACCACCUCCGCCGCCACAAUAACACUAGACUACGAGCACCAUCCCCACAACCAGCAGCAGCAGCAGCCCUACGAAUACCCCUACGAAUACACCUACCCUUCCCCCUCCCCGCAACUCUACCACGCCGCCACCCCCUCCCCGUCCCCCGCUUCCGCCUCGACCGCGACCGCGACCGCGACA
Messenger RNA from Thermothielavioides terrestris NRRL 8126, 1796 nucleotides. RefSeq lists its product as uncharacterized. Gene Ontology annotation, biological process: regulation of transcription by RNA polymerase II. Bases 181 to 1638 code for a protein of 485 amino acids. The transcript has a single exon. Gene Ontology annotation, molecular function: DNA-binding transcription factor activity, RNA polymerase II-specific; RNA polymerase II cis-regulatory region sequence-specific DNA binding. Lineage: Eukaryota; Fungi; Ascomycota; Sordariomycetes; Sordariales; Chaetomiaceae. The record is from RefSeq and is a predicted model, not a curated record. Gene Ontology annotation, cellular component: nucleus.